Molecule: messenger RNA, 1077 nt
Organism: Ornithodoros turicata
Lineage: Eukaryota; Metazoa; Arthropoda; Arachnida; Ixodida; Argasidae
Exons: 1
Coding region: 1-1077 (358 amino acids)
Biological process (GO): DNA integration
Molecular function (GO): nucleic acid binding
Source: RefSeq, a predicted model, not a curated record
AUGGAAGAUGGCAUUGUUCUGCGCUCGGACAGGGUCGUCAUUCCGUUUUCGAUGAGGAAGUCUGUUCUCAAGCACCUGCACGCCGCGCACGUCGGUAAGGAAAAGAUGAAAAGAAGAGCAAGAUGCACCGUGUUUUGGCCAAAGUUGAACGAUGCCAUCGACAAGGUCUGCGACAACUGCGCCGAGUGUCAAGCAAACAAGCCGAGGAACAAGAAAAUGCCAAUGUUGUCUCAUGAGAUCCCGAGGUUGCCAUGGGAGCGUGUUGGGCUGGACCUGUUCGCACACGGCCACAAGAUGUACAUAGUCAUGGUUGAUUUUUAUUCAUUCUACUUCGAGGUUCAGGAACUACAAACUGCAAACGCCCGCCAAAUCAACAACUUCUGCAUGAAAGUAUUCGCCACCCAUGGGCUGCCGGUAACUUUGGUUAGCGACAAUGGUCCUCCGUUCAGCAGCUAUGAGUUCAAGCAGUUCUUGGAACACCUCCAGAUUCGUCAUAUUACAGCUAGCCCCUACCAUCCAAGAAGUAACGGCAUGGCGGAGCGUGCCGUGCAAGAGGCCAAGAAGCUUCUUCGUAGGACAUCGACGGCUGAGGAGUUUUAUUACGCACUCUUGGAGUGGCGUAACAGUCCACGCGACAGUGUCUUGUCUCCGGCACAACGGCUGAUGAGUCGCCAAACCCGAACCUUGGUACCCUGCGCUACGGAGCACUACAAGCCUGUUGUGGUUCCACCGGACACCGUGAGAGAAAGACUCAGCGAGAUACGUCAACAGCAAAAGAAAUUCUACGACCGAGGAACACGGCCGCUCCCUGAAGUGGAAAAGGGGUCAAGAGUGACCAUCUACGACACGAAUAAGAAAACGUGGUCUCCAGCCAUCGUCGUAGGACAUGCAACCAGCCCAAGAUCAUAUGACGUUUCCACCCAAGAUGGAGUUACCAGGACGAGGACCAGGGAGCAUCUCAGAAUGCAAGCACCCAUGGAUCAUGUGGAGGCGGAAGACUCAUCGGCUGGAGAAGUGCCAGCACCCCCACGCAGAAGCACAAGGGCGAAGAAACAACCGAAACGCUACCCGGACUGA